Molecule: messenger RNA, 1104 nt
Organism: Mytilus californianus (California mussel)
Lineage: Eukaryota; Metazoa; Mollusca; Bivalvia; Mytilida; Mytilidae
Exons: 2
Coding region: 26-622 (198 amino acids)
Source: RefSeq, a predicted model, not a curated record
ACAUUAUACUUAUGUAGUAACAAAUAUGGUGUUCUUUACGCAUGUUUGGAUAAUAUUAUUAUUUAGUUUAGCCUUUGUUUAUGGGGAUCCUGUAAGAACCCAGACAGGUGGACGUGUGAAAACUAUCGGAAGGGAGACUGGUGGACGUGUGGAAACUAUCGGAAGGGACAUUUUCAACUCCUUUGAUGACGUCACUGACUUUGUUCGAACAUGGUUUGCCAAAAUCCACUCGCGAGUACAACACAUACUCAACAAUGAUAAUGAAAGAGAGAACCAUGUACGCGAGAGAAGAAUUUUGACGAAGAGAGAAAUUAAACCACCUCCAAACUUUGAACUUGUAGAACGGGACUACCUCAUGUUUCUGUCAAACCAGUAUCUUGAUCAGCUGUUUGACUAUGCAAAAUAUAUUAACCAUAGUAACGAGACAAGGGCUACCUUAGAUAGAGUCCUUAGUGAUGAAAUAGCAAGGCUUAAAAGAAUGACAACUGAAGAACUCAAAGUUUACUGUGCAAAAUUACAAGCAGCAAUGGCCCAUGGAAUCAAUCUGAACCAUGAAAUAACGGUGAAUGGACAAACUUACUCUUUAGAGAGUAUUGCACAAGUUUGCUGCCCAUGGGGAUAAUUGCGAUGGAAGUUCAAUACAAUAACGCUUAUAAUGAUUUUAUAUUAUUAUGGACUUUAUGUUUUACAUGAUAUAUGAUAUAUUGUCUUACAUGUAACAUAUACUUUAGGUUCUGAGAAUACAUUAGAAAACGAAAUAGCAAAAAGCCUAACUUCCAGGGGCGGUUCAAAGGGACCCGAGUGAGCCCGGCUUCUAAGGAUUGCAAUUUGUGUUUUAGUACGAUUUUAUGUUUUACUGCCGCCCCUUUUAUUUUCGGUGUGCCCAUAUGGAUCCUCCACUUUUGUCUUUCAAUGCAAAUUUAAUAACGAAAAUGGUAAUUGUUUAUAAAUCCCGUCAAUUUAGAUAUGAUCCACCUAAACUCAUUGGACAUUUGAAUAAACUUAUUGUUAAAGGUUAUGAAUUUAAUGCCCCAUAUAUUUGAAUAUGGUUUUAUCGGUACUAACAUUGAUUUUGUAUUUGAUGAAUUAUAACAUAACUGAAUA